AUGUUGCUAACGGAACCAUCGGUCCUCCUUAGCUUCAGCUAUCCCAACGGUGAACCCCAGACUCCGACGAGGACUCCCCCCACGAGCUUCUUCAGUGACGCUGCCUUCCAAACGCCAAAACUCGAAUCCAGCUUUUUCGAUCCACGAGUCACAUGGGACACCUCCGAUCCAUACGCUUCGAGCCCUGAGUUCUUCCGCACGCCCCAGCGGUUUGGGUUGAACAGCCCCCGGUUGCCCGAACAAAAGUCGGCUCAAGUUCUGGGGUCUCCAGAAUUACACAAUGCAAAACCAUUGAGCUCUCAGGUCGAGACUGCUAGGAAGCGUCGCCCAUCGAAACCUUAUGGACACUGUGAAGAUGGCUCCAGGACCGUCGAGUCAAUCAGAUCGGCUGCCUCCAUGCAGACCCCUCCGCCAAGUAGCGCCUCGAGGACAAAGGUAACGGAGUUUGGAGGUCUGAAUAGUGCGGGGCGUCGGCCGCCGGCCGCGAGUACAGCGGCGGAACACCUGGAGACUCCCAGCCGAGUCAUGGGCGCCUCUCCCCGGUUGUUCGGAGACCUUCAGUCGUCCCCGGACCCGUUCCAACUGGGUUCGAUCAAUCCGUCAACAUCGCCCUUCUUUCCGCAACAGAGGCUGUUCUGGGACCAUGGGCUCGACCAGCACACAACAGAUCUGGCUUUGUCCGGGAAUGAAGGCGGCUUGUUCGGCUCGGCAACUGCAGACUCACUCCACGCGAGUACAACAAAUCCUCCACAAGAACCUCAGAUCCCGCAGUUACCCCACAUCGACAGAAACAUGGAGCUUUCCGACUUUAGCAACACCAUUUACGGCUUAUCCUCUGGUGCUCCAACCGACGCUGCCUUGUUUCCCGCCCCCUUUUCCACCUCUCCUCGACUCCCAUUACCAAAGGCAGAAGACCCCGCCCUGUUCCUAAGCUCCCCUGCACGACGAUUCGGAGGGCAUCAGCCUACCCCGGAGAAGCGGUCAUUCUCGAGGCAACAUCGGCAACCGUAUCACCACCAAACAGAGGAGUUCAAACGGGAAGAGCUCCGACGGGCUCAGGGAGUCAACCUUCAACUCUCCGAAGAAGAGGACGAUGACUACACGCCUCGGCAGAAUAGGCCUACAUUGACUCGCAGCCUCACUGUCAGUGCAGUGAAUGCGUCUCGCCCGGGAUCUGGUGGGGCAAUGUCUUCUGCUAGUGGCAUACGGAAGAGCCCGUCAAAAGGGCGAUCGUCGCCGAUCAAAUCACUCCGUGCUCCGUUAUCUAGAUCCAACUCGCUGGCCAGUGGCUUUCCACGACGAUCCCAGUCAGUAGUCUUGAAAAUUGGCAAAGAUGGCAGAGCGAAGACGGAGAUGCAGCCUGUUCUUGAGGCAUCAACUGGGCUGACGGAUCCUCUAAACAGCAUGGAUAUGGGCGGCUCCCCCACAGAGAGCGAGUAUGAUUCGGCAGAGUUUCCGGAAUAUCCUCUGUCUAGCAGCCGCAAUCCUUCGUAUGCCUUCUCAGAAGCCGGGAGAUCUACGAUCGCUCGGAGUGACUCUGGCUCACGGCCCCCUUCUAUGGGCUCUCUCACUUCAUCUCACUCAGGCCGAGUCUCUCCCUGGGCUACUGCUCCUCGAGGCCCGGCCAGAAGGCCACCCUUGAAAGCUACGCUGGAUGACUGGAAGAGGACCCCGAAGAGGCAGACCUCGAUGUUUCCAGCCGAUUUAUCAUAUAGCAGCGCGGCUUCCAUGUCUGGCAGUUUUGCUGACAUAGAAGAGGACACUGGCGAUGCCCAGCAUGCCCUUCGCAAAGUCCUGCAAGACAAAGGCCGGAUACCGAGAUCACAGACCGUUGCAAGCUUUGGCUCCCGAUCGCAUCGCUCACUGCAGUCAUUGGCACAGCUCCAGUCGUCCCCUCCUCGCUUCGGCACGGAGCUAGACUCGGAUUCUCGAGAAACAAACACCUCUCCCACGACCGUGACCGACCCUGACCUUGCAACUCCCUCCACCGACCGAUAUAGCAAUCCAAGCAAUGGAACCAGGUGCGUCUGCAACUCAAUGGAUAAUGGUGGCCAUUUGAUGAUCCAAUGCGAAUCGUGCAGCCACUGGUUACAUACGAAAUGCGUCGGCCUGGAACGGUCCAACCUCCCCUCCGUCUACGUCUGCGUCUUCUGCGCGCAAACGCCGUCUCGGAAAAAUCGAGUCCGUGUCCCAGCCAGCGGUGUCGGCCAUGCACCGACUUCACCACUCGCCCACAAGUCGUAUCGAUUUCGAUAA
Molecule: messenger RNA, 2256 nt
Organism: Aspergillus mulundensis
Lineage: Eukaryota; Fungi; Ascomycota; Eurotiomycetes; Eurotiales; Aspergillaceae
Product: PHD finger domain protein
Exons: 2
Coding region: 1-2256 (751 amino acids)
Source: RefSeq, a predicted model, not a curated record